AGGUCCCGAACCCCUCAGUGGCAUACCGGAGUGUCUCCUCCUCACUGCAGACCCGUAAGGUCCAGGUCUGGUCCCGCAGCAGUACCAUGUCUUGUGAACCCCCCAGAGAAGCUGUGGAGCAGCCUGAGAGCCCUGAGGGCAGGGUAGUGAGGAGAGACGGCGUGCUCCGCUCCCUUGUGCGCGGUCUCUUCUGGCCUUUCAGCAUCGUGGUCAGGGCCUACCGCGGAUUUUGGUGGGUGCUGGGACACACUCCGCCUCCGGAGGAACCCCUCUCCGGUCCCGUGGCUUCCAGCCCGGCACGCCAAAGCCUCACGGGCCGUAAGCGCCUGUAUUGGGCCACCCGGCUGCUGCUGCGCAUCCUGCCCCGCUGGGCGCAGGCCGCCCUGGGCUACCCGGUGUGCAGCAACAUUGGGUCUGCCGUGUCCCCAGAAAUCAGCAUUUCUCCCACCAAACCAUGCGGAAAGGGCAGCAAGAGGAAACAGGAUGAGCUUGAUGAAGAGGAUCAGCCAUCUUGGGUGGAGGUGCUUUCUAAGGAACUUCCAGAUGAAGGCUCAGAGGAGGAUCCUGACUAUGAGGUCAGCACUGAAGAGACGGACAGCGAAGAAUAUGCGUCAAAGAAUGAUACAGAAAGUGAUCUUGAGGUUCCAGGAAAGGGCAUCGUUAUCAGAGACGUGGACACGGAUGUUGCUGUCAUCAUGCCAGAUGAAGGAUCUAAAGCUGCUGUUUAACAUUUAAUGUAUGCUGUGAUUUUUGUAUGUUUAUAUAUUAAUGCAAUAAAACUUUAUUUUGCUCUAA
This is a messenger RNA of Fundulus heteroclitus (mummichog), 795 nucleotides long. RefSeq names its product oogenesis-related gene (gene org). The transcript is spliced from 6 exons. Lineage: Eukaryota; Metazoa; Chordata; Actinopteri; Cyprinodontiformes; Fundulidae. The coding region runs from base 87 to 728 and encodes 213 amino acids. The record is from RefSeq and is a predicted model, not a curated record.